AGAUUCUCAAAACAGCUGCCUCAUCAACAGUACUGCUCUCGAACACGACAUCAUGAACAUUGUUCUGAGGAAAUCAGAAUCUGAUUCUGAAUAAACAUGAUAUAAAAAACUAACAAUCUUUGUACGACGUGACGCAGAGAGACGUAUUGUGUAGUGGACGUCGCACAGGGUUGGCUACCCCGGGCCAAAAGAUGGGGGUGCCGAAAGAGGCGUGGCUGAAUCAAAACCGGCCUCCGACGAUAGGAAUAAGCGCUUGCGCGAUGUCUUCGUCGCGACCGCAACGAAGUACGAGGAUAGAAACAGCGUGCACGACUUCUGCUGGUGAAAACCUAGAAUGUAGCAGUGCCAAAAAUAUGGUAAAACAAUGCAGCGUUCUACUAGAAGACGCGAGACCUUCUGCUGUGAACCCAGAACGAGAUCCGCCAGGCCGUUAUCCCAGUCGCUGGUUUACGAAAACGACGAGCCCUGUCCUCGAGUCAUCUUCAAGUCAGAAUAGUUGCAGAAGUAAAGAAACAUCUUUGGCUUUGGUACCACAAGAGCAAUCACAUAGUAGCUCUUCUCGCUCAACUCGUAGUAGUUUCUUUCGUCGGCCGGCAAUAGAUUUCGGUGUCUGCGAAGUGAAAAAACAGGCAUCGACGUUAUUCUGUAGCCUCGUCUCAACCUCCGCAUCAACUUGUACUGACUUAUUGCUCGGCGAAGGAAAGAACGCAUUAUCUAGUACUACUACAAAACGAACCCUCGCCACUACUGUUCGCAGCCAAAAAGAAUCAGCCGCGACUACAAAAACGAGGCCUAGGAUGAACUUUUUUCUUUCGCAGCUAGUAGUAGUACGGGCACUCUGCUCAGCAGCACUUCUAGUACUUCUAGCUUUGCCUCUCGGCGUUUCUGCCGCGGAUUGGUAUGUACUUUUUGCGGGAGACCUUCCGGUGUACAUGUCCGUUGUCUGUCGAAUACGUUGGCUGCUCAUCUCGGGUGGUGUUGACAAAGACAAGGUACGCAGACGUUCUCGAAUUAUCCUAUCAAACUUGGAUUUCGUACUCUUGACACCGAACGAUCUCCGUUAUGUUUUGGGACAGAAGUUCAGUUUGUUGUUGAAUCUACCUCCACAAAUCACAGUACCAAAAAGCAAACAAUCUUCUUUUUUUUCCACCUCUAUUUUGUAAAUACUCCACCACGACCUCCACAGAUCCUCACAUUCGGCGGUUCUCUUCGAAAUUAUCCAGUAUAUCCGGACUUAGCUGCGCCAGACGCCUUUUGCGAGGCUGACUACGGGGUUGGGAGUGAAAAGGUGACUCAAGCGUUGAUAUUUCAGGUUUUGACAGGAAGUUAUGACCCUGGUGUGGCGACGCCAAAAAUUCUUCAGAGCACUGCGACCGACAACAUCCUCAUGUAUUUCGCAGGUGACACCGGCUUCGACGUGGUUCGCCUUGAUGGAAGCAAGAACGUCCUUUACGGGUAUUGUCAUGCUGAAAUUUUCUCAUUUCCUGAUGAGGUACGAGAGGUUGGGGGUACUACCAUGCUUUGAAUUGGUGCAUGUUUGAUUCUUUGAUUGUUCUUUUGAUCGCCUGCGUACUAAGCAGACUUCCUUAGGGUAACUGGAAAAUAGGCACGCGAUUGAUUUUGAAUGCAAGUAACUUGUGGAGAAAUUAAAGGUUAACGAGAGAGAGCUGAAAAAUUCUAGGGAAACGACGAUCAGGUAUGAAUUGUUCCAGACUUUGAUGGGCAGCAGUGUGCAGUUUCGAAAUCUGCGGCUUUUUGUAGACGGAACGCACUACGGCGACACUUUUAUGAAGGGCGCGAUCGCAGGUGCUUCUACUUGGAACAACACUACCGGAAAAAAUAUUCGUGUAGUCGCUUCCAGCAAGGGAAACGCCGACUCCACAGCAGCCUACGCCUGUUAUUGCGAUCCGAAUUUCGACGUAAAAGAUGCUGUCAGCCGCUACCGCAACCUACACGACAUAGAUGAUCGUACUAUACAUUUUUCUGGGUUGCUUUAAAUAAAUCUAGUAAAAACAUCAUGAUGCUUCUGGAAUAGCCUUAAGUUUAUAUGCCUAUUUGAGUAUUUGUAUCUCAAUGCACAUAAAGUAAAUUAGCCGGCUGAAAAUUUCCCUCGAUGGUUCGGAGAUCGUUAGUACUCCCUAUUAUUUGCAAAAUAGUUGUAUUUCAAUGUUUCCAAGUAACGAAAAAAGCAGAUUGAAAGUCGACUUUUUCUAUACUAAACAAACAGCGGGAAGCAACGAGGACUUGCAUCACUGCCUGUCAACGCGCUUUGGCCUGGCUUUCGCGACCACCUUUACAGGUUCAGGAGGCACCUUCGCCCAGCACCUGGCCGCAGUAAAAGCAAAGGACGCACAGCUCUCUGCAGCAAUUUCAGAAUUAGAAUACUAUGGGAGACCACUAGCUGAGAUAGCUUUUUUGGACUACUACCCGACUCUGAAGUUCUUGAGUAGCACUCGUACUUGACUGCAGUAAGGCAAAGGACCUGGGAACACUCCUUUGUUGCUAAAUACCGGAGUUCAUUAACAACCAGACUUUAGUACUGCAUUUUCAUAGCACGACUAGACGAGUCAGAUGUUGUUCUUCGUCCGCGUGAAGUAAGAAGCAAAGAAUUACAAAGAUAUUCAUGCCAUAUAAUUUUAGCCACCAUCUAACAAGGACAACUAGGACAACUUUUUAGAUGUAAUAUGAAUCCUGAUUCACGAUCUAAUGAGUCGGCGUCUUCCCGGAAAACUCGAAUGGGUUGUACAAUUCGUAUUGUGUGGGGAACGCGACGACGGCUACUGGCCCAGCGGACUGCACAGCCUCGAACUUCUACACGGCUAUGCCGUUUGCCGGACGAACCGUCUCGGCAAGCUCACCGCAGCCUUCCUUCGGAAGCGCAACUUGUCCGAGUCUAGUGUCAGAAGAAGUUUUAUGAAGAUCAUAACUCCCGAUGUUCUGGUCGCUGUGAAUUUGUGAAGAUUGAUAUCAUUUCACAGACCAAGGUAGCGCGACGGCGAAAAUGUAUCAUGUACAACUGUACAGCAAGCAUAGGAUUCUCACUACAGCAUAGCUUUGCUUUUCUCGCGUAGAUGCGUGGCCUGAACAUAAUACCCCCGCUUUUCGUUCUCUGUGUCCGUCGUCACAAAGCCCCCUUUCAUGGUUCCUUGGCGGCCUGUACUUCGAUAGAACGGUGCGAAGAAAUGACAACGACGCAUUGUUGGCGUUGCUAUCGCAGCGUGUAGCCAACGAAACCAAAUUUGCAGCAGCUAUUACCGCGCAUCCGUGCACGGCUACAGGCUGCAACAACAACGAUGUGGUUGUAGUAUGGCAAACUCGAAUACUUCUAUAUUCGUAACUGCUCGUAGGUUGCUUUUUACGAAGCUUCUCUGUGAUAACCAUCGCUUCUUGGGCAACAGUGUACCCUUGCAACAGGAACACUAUUUUGCUUGACUGAUGAUAGUGAGUAUAAUCUUCGGUCUUCGACAGAAGUUGUGCUAGAAGCAGAGUAAGAUUUAAUACUUGAAGGCCUACAUAAGAAUAAGUUUCUUGUGCCUUGAAGGCCUAAAUGAUGAUUAAUACUUGAAGGAAAGUGAAAUGCAACGUCUUGUGUCCGGAAAUGUGAAUGACGUUUUGUAUGCGCCGCUAAGUAUCGAUACAGCCGAUGAAAAUACGUGCUACGGUUUGGUUCUGGGAGUCGGACCGACUGAGGAAAGAGGUAAGGAAAAUUAGCGUCAAAAAACGUUAGAAGUCUUCAUUUACAGAAGCUUAUAUUUGAGCGAAGAAACACAAACUGACUCACGUCUUAGAAUAUUUAUAAUAAACUGCAAGAGAAACUCGAUUCUAAAUGCACAUCUUCUCCAUUUGAAAUUAAAGCAGGUUUUAGCGCGUGGACAUUGAAAGUGUGGUCUCCUGUACUUGCAAAUAUGUGCACGACUGCUGCGUUGUCUGGCACUGCAGCCUUGCGUUAUGAUGAACUUGCUUACAAUUGAGUCUAGUACCCUGAAAAAUCCUAUCUCUCUAAUUCGAAAACGAUUCAGAAGCAGAAUUGUCGUGAUGUACCUAACAUAAUGAGGUUCGCAGAUGAACACCCUGCUCGCCUCAUGUUUUAAAAGGAGGAGUACUUCAUACAAAAUAAUACCGACGACGACGACGACCACCUUCUUUGACUUUUCUAAUAAUCAACUGCUUUGCGGACAAGCUUAUUGAAUAUGCUAACGGAUCCACCCGCGCCCGCGGCAGGAAAGAAUGAGGGAAAUGCAGCAGAAGCGUUUUGGCUAGCCCUAUGCGGAAUUCUCAUCUUAUGGAGAAAAUCUAUUUGAUGAUAGCAUUGCUAAUUAGGAUCUUGUUCUAGGAGGUCUCAAGUACUCUCGCAAAAAUUCCAGUUAUCACAGGAGCGGUUUUGAUUCUUAAGCUCAACCUCAACCUUAACCUUGUAGUGCACGAAUCAAUGAACAUCAAUUACGCGUCCCGUCUUGUUUCUAGUUGUGCAGUGCUCUAAUGACUUCGACUUGCCUAUUCUUCGGUUUUCAAGCGUUUGACAAGCGGGUGAUGGCGGACGCGGAGGAAAUGAAGGUACUAGAUAUACUGAUAUAAUUUGAGUAUCUACUUCGUGAAGUAUUACUAUUUUUUUAAAGUAUGAGUGUAAUUUUUUCCCAUUUCUCGUCCUUUCACCAUGCAUCUUCAUAAGAACAAGAAAAUGUUACAAGAGGUGAAUACGAUAAAGUCUAAGUCGAGAAGUAUAUCGAGCUUCAAAAAUAACAGGCAAUCAAGGAUAAGGAGCAGAGUAAAGCAGCUGGAAAACUGCUCCUUCAGGAGCACGAUAGGGCUCAUGCCUCACCUCACUGAGCAGCAGAUUAGGUGAUAAAUUAUCUGGUGUCGUGUCUGGUGACGACAUUUGGUUCAGUGGAUGCCACUCGCAAGUGUCGUCAUUCGGAUACUUAUUUAGAGUGGUCUGUGAGUAUCCUCGUCCUACUAGAAGUAGCUACUUCCUAAUAUUAACCUGAUCACCUUUAUAUAUUGUAGUUACCGGCGCCGCACUGUUUUUUAUACCGAGAAAUGUUGAUAUGCUGCAGUUGAUGAGAUGAUAGAAAUUGAUUUUUACAUGCUGGUGAGGAAAAAUCACAAGAGAAUCCGUCUGUAGUUUUCACUUCUUUCGUCCCAAAUUUAUCUAAGCUUUUGUCGUAAGAUUAUCAAUAUUACCGUUACCGACGUCUGUUAAUUAUUGUUUUCAACUUGUAGUAUGAGAAUGACAAUGGCGGGAAAAGUGCAAAAUGGUGCUUCACUGCUAAUUGCCUGCAAGGUUGUUACGUUCUUUCACGUUUUCUUAUCAAGAGUUCUACUCAAUUAUACACGUUUCCUCGACUGUAUUUGUGUUAUCUGAUACAACAUCAAUGUUAAAUCGUUUCAAAUGUAGUUUCCGCUGUUUAUUUUACGAUAAUCAGUGAAGAUUGCCAAGUUUGUUGCUGUUAGUAAGCCCCAUUAUAGAAGAGUAGCUGCUGGAACAAAUAAAUUCAACUUGCCUGUGUAGAUCGAUAACGGUACUUACCUAAGAAAUUCAUCAUUCAUGAUCGCUUAUCUUACAAUAAGGAUCAAGUGAGCGUGUCACUCCGAGUCAAAUUAAGGUACUUUUUUCAGACCUGGCUGCUGCUCCACUGCACGUUAACCAGCAUCUGAAACACUAAGGCCAUAUACUUCUUCCUCACAACCUUAACCCAACAUUUGAUCGAAACUUCUCCGCCUUUUACACGGAUAUGAAAAGCCACUUUCGAUUUAGAAAAGUGAGAUGGAAGGUACUCCUCAAAGCCACCCCUAGUCGGAUUCUCUCCGGAAGACGCUGUCGAUUCGGCGCAAAG
Messenger RNA from Amoebophrya sp. A25, 5834 nucleotides. The record is from the annotation of a GenBank genome assembly. NCBI's taxonomy places the organism in Eukaryota, Dinophyceae, Syndiniales, Amoebophryaceae.